AUGAACAGGUACUCAAUAUUGGGUCAGUUAGGGGACGGUUCAUUUGGUGUCGUAAGUAAAGCCCAACAUACUAGCAGUGGAGAGAUAGUGGCUGUAAAGAAAAUGAAGCAACGAUUUUCUAGCUGGGAAGAAUGUUUGCAACUUCGUGAGAUUCAGUCACUCAGGAAGUUGCAGCACCCAAAUAUUGUGAAAUUAAAGGAAGUAGUACGUGAAAACACGGAACUUUUUUUAAUAUUUGAGUACAUGGAGAUGAAUUUAUUCAAUAUUCAACGAAAGCGGGCAGAACAGAUGAGUGGAGUACAGAGUUUUUUCAACGACCGCGAGAUCCGUAGCAUUAUGUGCCAGACUUUACUGGCUGUUCAGGCAAUUCACAAAGGUGGUUUUAUGCAUCGAGAUUUAAAACCAGAAAAUCUUCUGACAAAAGGAGACAUUGUUAAAGUUGCUGAUUUUGGGCUUGCAAAAGAAAUUCGCUCACGACCUCCUUUUACUGAUUAUGUUUCUACACGCUGGUACAGAGCACCAGAAAUCAUCUUGCGUUCUACACACUAUAACUCCCCUGUAGACAUAUGGGCUUGUGGCGUUAUAUUUGCGGAACUCUACCUUAAUCGACCUCUUUUUCCAGGAUCAUCAGACAGUGAUCAAUUGUUUAAAAUUUGUUCUGUUCUUGGUGCGCCAAGUCCCUCAGCGUGGGAUGAGGGAUAUCAACUCUCGCGGCGCCUAAAUAUGCGGUUUCCCAAUGUGGCUCCUACACCAUUGCGGCAGUUGUUAACCAAUGCUCCACCGGCUGCCAUUGAUUUAAUAGAACAAAUGCUACGGUUUAAUCCAAGUGACCGUCCAACAGCAACACAGUGUUUACAGCAUCCAUACUUCACUGGAACCACUAAUGUAGCAGAAGCAGGGGGAACCCCAACAGCUCUUUACGCAGGUAUUAGCACUGGACAACCGCACAAUCCAUUUCAGUUUGCUACAAUGCAUUCUUCAACACCCAAUGGACCAGGUCAAAGUGGAGUGGGUCUUAGAGUAAAUGGAGGAAGUCCUCCUCCUAUUUCCUGUGGGGCGUCUCGGCUCCUUUCUCCCAAUGUCAGCAUACCUACAUUAAACCCGUAUGCUAACGUUGUGCGGUCAAUACCCCAAAGUGUUCCAAAGGCAACCGCUAACGAAGAUGAGUUUAAUUUCUAG
Trypanosoma theileri is the source of this 1179-nucleotide messenger RNA. RefSeq names its product protein kinase. The record is from RefSeq and is a predicted model, not a curated record. Gene Ontology annotation, molecular function: protein serine/threonine kinase activity; ATP binding. Gene Ontology annotation, cellular component: cytoplasm; nucleus. The transcript has a single exon. Lineage: Eukaryota; Euglenozoa; Kinetoplastea; Trypanosomatida; Trypanosomatidae. Gene Ontology annotation, biological process: intracellular signal transduction; protein phosphorylation. The coding region runs from base 1 to 1179 and encodes 392 amino acids.